Messenger RNA from Etheostoma cragini (Arkansas darter), 2549 nucleotides. RefSeq names its product phosphatidylinositol 3-kinase regulatory subunit gamma-like. Gene Ontology annotation, molecular function: 1-phosphatidylinositol-3-kinase regulator activity. Gene Ontology annotation, biological process: phosphatidylinositol phosphate biosynthetic process; insulin receptor signaling pathway. The coding region runs from base 279 to 1682 and encodes 467 amino acids. NCBI's taxonomy places the organism in Eukaryota, Metazoa, Chordata, Actinopteri, Perciformes, Percidae. Gene Ontology annotation, cellular component: phosphatidylinositol 3-kinase complex. The record is from RefSeq and is a predicted model, not a curated record. The transcript is spliced from 10 exons.
CACUUCCGAGAUGAAGUAAAGUAGACCUCCACUGCACAGCAAGAAGGCGACAGUGUAUCUGUCUGAAAUAACGCCAGUUAGACAGGAUAUGUUGAGCAUACACAGUCGGACAGCGGGAUGUUUUAUGGACUCGGAAUCGACGGAGUUUUCUUUUCGUCCAAAUCUAUGUAGGACGUGGCGUCUGCCGUUGCAUUGAAAUAGCUCUAAAUGUGCGUGCAUUUUUUUUGAUAACUCGCAAAGACAACAGCAGAAUCCUGGACUACUAUUUUGAAACAGGAAUGGUUUAUCCUCCCGAAGGUCUAUUCUACAUCGAAAUGGAUCAAGCACCACCAGCUCUCCCUCCCAGGUCAACAAAGCCAGUGCGUUCCACCGUGAACAACAACUGCCCCGCGCCACCGACAUACAUGCUACAGGACGCUGAAUGGUAUUGGGGAGACAUAACAAGGGAUGAGGUGAACGACAAGCUCCGAGACGCACCUGAUGGCUCCUUUGUGGUGCGCGAUGCCUCCACAAAGCUGCAAGGAGACUUUACGCUGACAUUAAGGAAAGACGGACACAACAAGCUGAUCAAGAUUUACCACCGGGAUGGGAAGUACGGCUUCUCGGACCCGCUCACAUUCACUUCGGUAGUGGAGCUCAUUUGGCACUAUCAGCACCAUCCGUUGGUGGAAUACAACGCCACACUGGACCUGAUGCUCACCCAUCCCGUGUCCCGUUUCCAGCAGGUGAAAGAGGACAGUGUCGAUGUCGCGGGAAGAAAGCUCAAGGAAGUUCACUGUCAGUAUCAAGAGAAGUCAAAGGAGUUUGAUCAUCUUUAUGAAGCCUUCACAAAGACCUCGCAGGAGAUCCAGAUGAAGCGAACGGCAAUUGAGGCCUUUAAUGAGACAAUGUUGAUCUUUGAGGAGCAGUGUCGCGAACAGGAGCGCUACGGAGAGGAGAUUGAGAUGAACAAUCUGCCCGAGGGAGCUGACAAAGAUCUGGAGAGCUUUUUAAUAAAUUACGAGAAGCUGAAGUGUCGUCUCGGGGAGAUAUACGACAGCAAAAUCCAUCUGGAGGAAGACUUGAGAACGCAGGUGGAGGACUACAGAGAGACCGACAGGAAGAUAAACAGCUUGCGGCCAGACCUCAUCCAGCUACGCAACAUCAGAGACCUGUACCUCAACUGGCUUAAUCACAAAGGCGUCAGGCAGAAACGCAUAAAUGAUUGGCUGGGCAUCCUGAGCGACAGCCUCGACGACACAUAUGUGUUGAAGGGGGAUGAGAAGAAUUUGCCGCACCAGGAUGAGACAAAUUGGUUUGUUGGUGAACUGAGCCGGACGCAGGCCGAGGAGAUGCUUCAAGGUAAAGCUCCGGGAACGUUCCUGAUCCGCGAGAGCAGCAAACAGGGCUGCUACGCCUGCUCUGUUGUUGUGAAUGAAGAAGUGAAGCAUUGUAUGAUCUACAGCACACCGCGAGGAUACGGCUUUGCUGAGCCCUACGACGCCCACUGCACACUGAAAGACCUUGUCCUGCACUAUCGCCUGCACUCCUUAGCGCAACACAAUGACGCCCUGGAUGUUCGGCUGUCCCAUCCAGUACACGCCAAACCUGCAGCCACGCCUUCUCAACACACAGAGGAACACAAACUCUUACAGACUCCGAAACACACGGUGGGGCUGCCGCCUGCCGCUCCAGAAAUGUAAACCAACGUUAAAAAGACAAAAGGACAUGUUUACUGUAUCCUGCGAGAACGACUGCAUCAAGGUGCAUUGUGUAAAGUUUUGCACUACAGUGAUUCCAUCGGUUUUUUGUGAAUGGGAUUUCACAGAUUGAAGUGGGACUGGAACUUGAAUGUCAGCUUGAACUUUUGUUUUCAAAGAGACUGUUUAAGCUUUUUUUUUUUUGUACUUCAUUUAUUGCCGCUUGUUUAAUGGACAUCUUUUUUUUUAGUAGGGAUGUUGAAAACCAGAAAAUUGCUCACUGACAUCAGGGGCUGCACCUUUGUUUGACUUCACCUUUUAAAACCAGAGCUGAUGUUGCUGGAGAUGUCCAUUUCCCUAGAUCAAAUUGAUUUAGUUCCGACCAAUAGUGUAGUAACAUUUGUGCCUCAUUCUUGCGCAUGUGAUGGCAAAUUUUGAGCACAGAAAACAUUUUUUCUGAGCACAUAAAUUAUAUUUAGAGAACUUGAUCAUGCAAAGAGAAUUUUAAUUUGAGUGACAAUAAUAUUUUUGUCCUUAGUAAAUGUAUUAUCCUGGUAUAAUACCAUGGUUAAUAUCCACAUUAGCACACAAUAACCUCUUACUGUGUUUCCAAAUUUGCCCCGUUAAUGUGUAAAUUGAACUACAUGGUUUAGUUGGGCAGAAGGUACUACAUCUCAUUUUAUGGAAUGUCAUAAGUUUUAAUUUUUUUAUGACAAUUAGUUAAAGUCACUUACAUAGGUAAAUAUUAAAGUCGAUUCAAGUUUCGACAUUUAUAAUACCUUGGACACGUAGCUGGCAAUCACCAAGGUAGCCAACUACAUACUGCUGUAUGGCAGACGUCAGCUCGCAACCUGACAAGAUUGCUUGGCU